GUGCUGACGCAGUCCGGGUGGGUCGGGUCGGGGCCAGGGUCAUCUGUUCAAGACAAAUAUCUUUGGUUCAAGCUGCUGAUCGUCGGCGACAGAGACAGAGACAGAGACAGAGACAGAGUAGCUACAUCAUUACUAUCGGAGCGGAUUUCAAGAUUCGGACGGUCGAUGUUAAUGGGGAGAAGGUGAAGCUGUAGAUCUGGGAUCCCGCUGGGCAAGAACGAUUCCGUACAAUCACGUCUACAAGCUGCCCGACCCGCUGAGUGACUCCAGCACGGUGUGACCUUCUUCCCAUGACGCAUGCCGCCCCCACGUGACUCGGCGCAAUGGCAGGGGUUUAGGAGCCGUUGCUGUGAGGGCGGCCAGGGUGCCGGUGAGCCCCCCCCCCCCAUCUGCUCGGUGCGGGCUGAUCUUCGAGGGACUGAACUUCACAUGGCGGGGCAGAACAAGGAGAAACGUUAUGAGUGUGACGUGUGUGGCAAGGCCUGGCAGUUCCCAAGCCUGCUGGAGGCCCACCGGCGGGUGCACACGGGAGAACGCCCCUUUGACUGCUCCACAUGCGGCAAGACCUUUACCCAGUCGUCGAGCCUGCAGGUGCACCAGCGGGUACACAGCAGUGAGCGGUCCUUCACCUGCUCCGACUGCGGCAAAGGCUUCAAGUCAUGCACACGCCUGAAGGUGCACAGGCGCCUACACACCGGGGAGCGGCCCUACACCUGCAGCAACUGCGGCAAGGGCUUCACCCGCUCCAGCAACCUGCUGGUGCACCAGCGCAUCCACACUGGUGAGCGGCCCUUCACCUGCACCCAGUGCGGCAAGGGCUUCACCCACUCCAGCAACCUGUUGUAUCACCAGCGCACCCACACCGGAGAGCGUCCCUAUACCUGCGCUCAGUGCGGAAAGGGCUUCACCCAGUCCAGCAACCUGCUCGAGCACCAGCGCACCCACACACGGCGAGCGGCCCUACACCUGCACCCAAUGCGGCAAGGGCUUCACCAGCUCCACCAGGCUGCUGUCCCACCAGCGGGUGCACGCCGGCGACCGUCCCAUCCGCAGACUGGUGUGUAGAGAGGGCUUUGCCAUAGCCUCCCAAACCGUGUCUCACCAGCACGUGCACACCAGUGGCCAGCCCUACGACUGCCUGUACUGCGGUGAGGCUUUUGACAGCUCGCGGGAGUUGCGGCAGCACCGGCGGGCCCACGCCGGCGAGCGGCUGCUCCCACUGCAGCAAGCGUUUCAAGAGCAUACGGAGACUGCGGGAGAACCAGCGGAUACACAUAGGAGGGAGACCCUUUGUGUGCGCUGAGUGUGGCAAGGGUUUUACACACAUGUCCAGCCUGUGGCAGCACAGGUGUACCUUCAGCGUUGAGUUUCCCUUCACCUGCCCAUCCUGUGGUAAGGGCUUCACCCGCCUUGACCACCUGCUGGAGCACCGGCGACUGCACAUCAGCCAGCGCCCCUUCACCUGCCCGCUGUAUGGCAAGGCCUUUGCCCACACCUCCAGCCUGCUGGCACACCGCAACAUGGUUAGGCGCUGUUUAGGUAGACACAAAAUGCUGGAAGGGAUGGGCAAUGCUCUGGUCGAGACCCUUCUUCAGUCUCGACCCGAAAAAUCACACAUUCCUUCUCUCCAGAGAUGGUGCCCGUCCCGUUAAGUUACUCCAGCAUUUUGUGUCCUUUUUUGAAAACCAGCAUCUGCAGUUCCUUGAUUUUAAACCAUUCUGGUUGACCAUCUCUGCACCUUCCCCAAAGCCUCCACAUCAGUCCUGUAAUGGAGUGACCAGAACUGUAUGCAAUACUCCAAAUGCUACCUGACCAAUGUCCCUUAAAGCUGCACAUAUACAUUCCUCUCUCCUUAUCUCACACCCUUUUAUCUCCUUAUUUUCUCUCGCCUCUGUCACUUACUUCACUCAUCUGCCGAUCACCCCCUCAUCUGUUAACAUAGUGUCAGUCUGAAGAAGGGUCCCGACCCGAAAUGUCACCUAUCCAUGUUCUCCACAGAUGCUGCCUGACCCGCUGAGUUACUCCAGCACUCUGUGAAACGUCACCUAUCCAUGUUCUCCACAGAUGCUGCCUGACCCGCUGAGUUACUGCAGCACUUUGUGUCAGAGUCAUAGAGUGAUCCAGCGUGGAAACAGGCCCUUCGGCUCAACUGCCCACACCGACCAACAUGUCCCAGCUACACUAGUCCCACCUGCCUGUGUUUGGUCCAUAUCCCCCCCAAACUCGUCCUAUCCAUGUACCUGUCCAACUGUUUCUUAAACGUUGGGAUAGUCCCUGCCUUAACUACCUCCUCUGGCAGCUUGUUCCAUACACCCACCCAAAAGUUACCCCUCAGAUUCCUAUUGAAUAUUUUCCCUUCACCUUGAACCCAUGUCGUCUGACCCUCGAUUCCCUCACUCUGGGCAAGAGAUUAUGUGCAUCUAACUAAAUUGUGUUCGAUGCAGGAUUCCAGCAUCUGCAGUUUUUUGUGUCUCCUUCACCUUUAUCCACCUAUCACUUCUGAAGAAGGGUCUCAACCUGAAACGUCACCCAUCCCUUCUCUCUAGAGAUGCUGCCGGUCCCGCUGAGUUACUCCAGCAUUUUGUGUCCACCUAUCACUUGCCAGGCUUUAUCCUGCCCCCAUCUCUCUUUUCCAGCUUCUUUCCCCCACCCUCUCCAAUCAGUCUGAAGAAGGGCUCCGACUCUAAACGUUGUUCCAGGUGCGACAGAGGUUCACCUGCAUCUCCUCCAACCUCAUAUAUUGCAUCCGCUGCUCUAGAUGUCAGCUGAUCUACACGGGUGAGACCAAGCGUAGGCUUGGCGAUCAUUUCGCCGAACACCUCCGUUCGGUCCGCAUUAACGAACCUGACCUCCCGGUGGCUCAGCACUUCAACUCCCCCUCCCAUUCCAUAUCCGACCUCUCUGUCCUGGGCCUCCUCCAUGGCCAGAAUGAGCACCACUGGACGGAAUUGGAGGAACAGCAUCUCAUAUUCCACUUGGGGAGUCUGCAUCCCGGUGGCAUGAACAUUGAAUUCUCCCAAUUCUGUAAGCCCUUGCUGUCUCCUCCCCUUCCUAGCUCUCUCUCAGGCCUCUGGCUCCUCCUCCUUUUUCCUUUCUUCUCCCCAUCAGUCUGAAGAAUGGUUUCGGCCCGAAACAUUGUCUAUUUCCUUCGCUCCAUAGAUGCUGCUGCACCCGCUGAGUUUCUCCAGCAUUUUUAUGUACCUUCAAAACAUCGUCUCUCCAUUCCCUCUAAAGUGGUGGAGGAACUCAGUGGGUCAGGCCGCAUGUGUAGAGGGAAGAGAAUCUAAGGCAAACAUCCUAGAACGGAGCAAGAUCGUCCACUCCUGCAAAAUCCAAUGGACUGACUGGAAGUACGCAACGCCAUUUUAGUAAUCCGACCCUAUCUUUGACCCGACUCGACUUCAAUUAUACGUUCAGUUAAAACGGCACAUUCCUUCUACAGGGAGGAACUGUAGGUGCUGGUUUAUAACGAAGACAGACACAAAAGGCAGGAGUAACUCAGCGGAUCAGGCAGCAACUGUGGAGGGAAGGAAUAGGUGAGAUUUCAGGUCUACAUUUUCGUUAGCUGCAAUGACCCUUUUCAGCUAUGGAAAAGGUCGACCCGAAAUAUCACCUAUUCCUUCUCUUUAGAAAUACUGUCUGAUCUGCUGAGGUACUGGGCGAUGUCACUUUCAUUUUCCCGGACGGGUGGAGGGGGGGGGGGGGGACCCCGAAUGCUGCAAAAAAAAAACCUUUGUGUUCGUCAACAGCCGUCUUAGCAUGACAUGAAGUGUAAGUAGACUACAAGCUGCCUAACUGUGCCUGUCUUAGCUGGGUGUAAACAUUUUUUGUUACCUAUUUUGUAUAAUUUAUCUCUCUCCGCCCCCUCCCUAACUCUGGAAAGUUGGAAACCCAGCAAAGGUUGAGGAGUGUCACUCCUGUUAACGCGGUAUUGUCUUUUGUUUUAAAUAAAACCCAUCCCACAAUGAGA
Molecule: messenger RNA, 3970 nt
Organism: Leucoraja erinaceus (little skate)
Lineage: Eukaryota; Metazoa; Chordata; Chondrichthyes; Rajiformes; Rajidae
Product: zinc finger protein 239-like
Exons: 4
Coding region: 298-1065 (255 amino acids)
Cellular component (GO): nucleus
Source: RefSeq, a predicted model, not a curated record